CGCGACGGCCACAGCGAGAAGACCCUUAGCCGCCGGACUUUGCUGGACGGUAACACCUUUCCGCGUCCUUCAGUAACAAAAUGUACUAUAAAUUCAGCGGAUUCACACAGAAACUUACGGGAGCGGCACCGGCCACCGCCUACAGCCCGCAGGGGCUGAAGCCGAGCCUGCCGGAGCCCCCCACGAUGAUCUUCGCAUCACCGACCAAAGUGGUGUCCGAGUCGGGGGCUGUGGUCGAGUACAUGGGGUCCAACAAGGUGCCAGAUCUGCAAAGGAUAUUCCAGAGGGCAGACGGUACCCCAGUCCAUCUAAAGGGAGGUUACGCCGACAAACUGCUGUACCGCACCACCAUGGCUCUGACAGUAGGGGGCGUAAUGUACUGUUUGAUGGCUCUUUACAUGGCAGCACAACCCAAGAAAAACUGAUUCAGGAACAACUGGACUGCCUCCUCCGGUUCACAGCGUUUUUAUAUGUUUUUCUUUUGUUGGGACUCUUAAAAUCCACUAAUGGUGACCAGCCGACUCUUUAAAUAAAUUAUACCAUGUCUGUUUUCUCUGUAAAAAGAUGUCUAUGAAUAAAUUGUAAAAAAUGGAAAAACUA
Boleophthalmus pectinirostris (great blue-spotted mudskipper) is the source of this 600-nucleotide messenger RNA. RefSeq names its product cytochrome c oxidase subunit 7A-related protein, mitochondrial (gene cox7a2l). Gene Ontology annotation, biological process: mitochondrial electron transport, cytochrome c to oxygen; mitochondrial respirasome assembly; regulation of oxidative phosphorylation. Lineage: Eukaryota; Metazoa; Chordata; Actinopteri; Gobiiformes; Gobiidae. The record is from RefSeq and is a predicted model, not a curated record. The transcript has 3 exons. Bases 81 to 425 code for a protein of 114 amino acids.